Molecule: messenger RNA, 906 nt
Organism: Symbiodinium natans
Lineage: Eukaryota; Dinophyceae; Suessiales; Symbiodiniaceae
Source: the annotation of a GenBank genome assembly
AUGGCUGAAGCCGGAAGCACUUGGCUGCUGCCACGGCCAGGAAAUCUGUGGCCUCCGCAGCAACGCGCAAGUCGGUGGCAGAACUGGCUGAAGCGCGGAAAUCAUUGGUCGAGGCGGCAAAUGCAGGUGAUGCAGAUGUACGGUCCCGAUGAGGAAGCUGCUGACAUCAAGGUAAACAGAACAAGUCUCAGUGGAUGGUACGCGGAUGAGAAGGGAAAGCCGGACAACGAAGCAGCGGCGGCUCGUGAACGGUCUCUGUCAAGCUGGUACGCUUCCGAGGAAGAACGGCGUGUUUCUGUGGAUCCUGCCAAAGUUGUUAGCUUGAAAGAGGACAGUGGAGGAGAAGUCACUGUUCCCUCGGCCGUGGCCCACAACUUGACAGAAGAAGCAAGCGCAGCUGGCGAAAGCGAGGCUGUGGACACUGGUUUCAGCAGCGACAAGCUGCAAAAGUUGUCCAAUCCGCACGUGGGCGCGCUCCUCGUAGCGCGCGACAACAUUCCCAGGUUGGAGAGCGUUUUCAAGAUUGACCUCCAUGUAGAUGACAGAUUGGUCGCGCAGCCCACCAUGUACAGCGUGCAGGUUAGCGAGAACGAACACGUGAAUUUACUGAAGGUGCCAGACGAGAAGGGUGGAGCAGCAAGAUAUUUGAGCCAUUUGGAGGAUCCGAAUCUGGUCGCCACCAUCACGGACUGCCUGAUUUUCCGUGCCAGGCGCGACAUCCUUGCAGGAGAGGAACUCGGCUUCCACUACUGCACAACGGAGUGGGCCAUGACCAGUCCUUUUGUUUGCGCCCAUGGCGGUGCCAGAAUUCAGGGCUAUGCGCAUCUGGAUCAAGAAGCUCGUCUCCAUUUGCAGCGACAAGGACUUCUUUCAGCACAUGUGGAACGCUUGGCCAGGAACAUGUGA